Messenger RNA from Brassica oleracea var. oleracea, 918 nucleotides. RefSeq names its product probable thiocyanate methyltransferase 2. Lineage: Eukaryota; Viridiplantae; Streptophyta; Magnoliopsida; Brassicales; Brassicaceae. The record is from RefSeq and is a predicted model, not a curated record. The transcript has 8 exons. Gene Ontology annotation, molecular function: S-adenosylmethionine-dependent methyltransferase activity. The coding region runs from base 94 to 774 and encodes 226 amino acids.
GGUAUAUAAAUUACAUCACAUCUGCUUGAAGUUCCACACCUUCAAUAUCCACACAAAAAAAAAGAAUUGCUAGAGCUUGAGAGAAACCUUAAAAUGGCUGAGGGACAACAAAACUCAGCUCACAUCAAUGGUGAAAACAUCAUCCCUCCAGAAGAUGUUGCUAAGUUCCUGCCCAAAACUGUUGAAGAAGGUGGAUGGGAAAAAUGUUGGGAAGACGGAGUAACACCAUGGGACCAAGGAAGAGCCACACCUCUCGUUGUCCAUCUUAUUGAAUCUUCUUCUCUUCCUCUUGGUCGUGCUCUUGUCCCCGGCUGUGGCGGAGGUCACGAUGUGGUUGCGAUGGCAAGCCCCGAACGUUACGUUGUUGGUUUGGAUAUUUCUGAAAGUGCCCUCGAGAAAGCUGCUGAGACUUACGGCUCCUCACCGAAGGCCAAGUACUUUACGUUCGUGAAGGAAGACUUCUUCACAUGGCGUCCUAACGAAUUAUUCGAUCUCAUUUUCGAUUAUGUGGUCUUCUGUGCCAUUGAGCCGGAGACGAGACCUGCAUGGGCCAAAGCCAUGUAUGAACUCUUAAAACCCGAUGGCGAACUCAUUACUCUCAUGUAUCCGAUUACCGAUCAUGAUGGUGGACCGCCAUACAAAGUAGCUGUCUCUACCUACGAAGAUGUUUUGGUUCCGGUAGGAUUCAAGGCAGUGUCCAUUGAAGAGAAUCCAUACUCCAUUGCCACUCGUAAGGGUAAAGAGAAGCUUGCUAGGUGGAAGAAGAUCAACUGAUCCAAGAAAGAUCUCUCUUACUCUUUACUAAGAGUCUUAUAUGCAUAUUCUACCAAUGUAUUAAGAAUGAAAUGAAUAUUCUAUAAAUUUGCUGAUUAUUAAUAAUAAACUUAAUGUUUGUGAUAAUAUAAUUCAAUUAAGAGA